Messenger RNA from Talaromyces rugulosus, 1647 nucleotides. RefSeq lists its product as uncharacterized. The transcript is spliced from 7 exons. Bases 1 to 1647 code for a protein of 548 amino acids. The record is from RefSeq and is a predicted model, not a curated record. Lineage: Eukaryota; Fungi; Ascomycota; Eurotiomycetes; Eurotiales; Trichocomaceae.
AUGCCUCCAGCUAAAGACACUCGCGCAGUCAGACUCACAAUCACCGAAACGGACGAAAUCAACACGCCAUUUGCAACGUACGUUUACUCUGAAACCAACACGGCUGCCUCCAAAAAGGGUCGCGUGGAUAUUCUGCCCAAGUCAUUGGAAUCAUCAACGUCGUCGUCAUCUAAUCGUCAGCGAUCAACGUUGUUGGCGUCGUGGAUCGCAUCGCUGAAAGAUGUCUUUCUCCCUGUGGGGUAUCCACACAGCGUUAGCAAAGACUACUUGGAAUAUCAAAUAUACGACUCUGUCCAGGCCUUUUCAAGCUCCAUAGCCGGACUAUUAUCCUCAAGAGCCGUCCUACAGGGCGUCGGCGUCGGCGACGCAGCAGCCUCACCCACCUCUGCACUACUCCUCCAGAUUCUGCAAGACAUAUCCGGUCGCCUCGCCACAAUCGUAUUUGCGCACCGCGUCAGCACCGCGCUCGAGCCCGAGUGCAAAAUGUUCCGACUCGCCGCGGACGUGUUCAAUGAUGUAGCCAUGGUGCUAGACUGUGUCUCGCCGCUGGUAACCCCGCGGCCGGCGCGAGUAGCUGUCAUCAGCAGCGCCGGCGUGUUGAGGGCACUGUGCGGUGUGGCUGCGGGCAGUUCCAAGGCGAGUCUGAGUGCGCAUUUUGCGAAAUGGGGGAAUAUCGGCGAGUUGAAUGCUAAAGACUCGUCUCAGGAGACUAUCAUCUCUCUUCUCGGCAUGCUGGCCGGCUCUGUCAUUGUAUCCCAUGUAACAAGCCUGCCUGCAACAUGGAUAUGCCUUCUCAGCCUCCUCGCCAUCCACCUAGCAACCAACCAUCGCGCCGUACGCGCCGUACAGAUGACGAGUCUGAACCGACAGCGCGCAAACAUAGUCUUUUCAGCAAUCUUUGAGACGGACCUGCUUGAGCAAGACCACCCAGACAACACAGAAAUGGUGGUCACAGACGACGACGUCAAGUUCCUCCGCCCAGAUGAAGCCGCGCGUGUCGAGAAGGUGUUUGAAAGAGAUGGGGUUCUUCGCUGGGUUUCUUUUCUCUCUCCUUGUUCUUCUUCUUCUUCUUCUUCUUCUUCUUCUUCUUCCUCUGCCUCUUCAACUGAGAAACUAGGCUGGUGUCGAAUCGGAACCUCAAUGCAAGAGCUCAUCAUCCCUUCUUCGUCUUCAUCUUCUUCUUCUUCUUCUUCUUCUUCGUCCAUGUUGACCACCUCACUCCGGAAACUUUUCCACAUCUUCGCGUCUGAACAAUACAUCCUCGUCCCACACAGACCCAAUCACCACCUUCAGAAAGAAACAACAAUCACAAUCCUGCUCAAGCAAAACUGCACGCCGACUCAGCAACUCAAGGCAUGGGCGCAUGCAUUACUAGUAGCGAAACUGGCAGCAGCAGCAGCAGCAUCAUCAUCAUCAUCAUCAUCAUCAUCAUCAUCAAAACCCGUCCCAUCCACUAAAAAAAGUAUAAAUAUUCAUGACAACAGUGACGAUGACGAAAUCAUGGCAAUUCUCUCAGAUAGUCUAGACGAUUUCUCUACUCGGUUCGACAAUUUCUAUGUCGAAGAGUUGAAACUGGCUGGCUGGGAUCUGGAUACAGCCGCGUUGGAGACGAGGCCGGGACGAAGGAUUAAUAUUGCGGAUUCCUAA